Molecule: messenger RNA, 9207 nt
Organism: Pelobates cultripes (western spadefoot toad)
Lineage: Eukaryota; Metazoa; Chordata; Amphibia; Anura; Pelobatidae
Source: the annotation of a GenBank genome assembly
AUGCUCCGCAACGGUAGUGUUUAUGGAAUACUUUACAUUAAAUUUUGUGUCUUGUCUGCUUUUUUUAAGAUAGAAAAAAAAGGCAUGACUAAUGCCCUAGGCAAUUGGUCAGGGAUCAAAGUCUGCGCUGGCUCUAGUAAAAAAUACCAUGAGAAACAAAUCUUCUGAAAAGCUGGCAAUGUGUUCCUAACCUGUGCUUUCAAUAUAUCCAUUAAGUGUGUGUGUUUCAAAAUGACCUGUGUCACAGAGGGGGAAUAUUGCUCUGCAUCCAGAAUUGAGCCAGGGCUCAUCUAGCUGUUGGGGAACUUUUACUUACUAGCUUCUGUUCUCUUGAAAAACUAAAUGUCUAGAUAGGAGAUGAGCUCAGUGAUCCGGGGUUAGUGGUCCAUGAAAGAUGCUGCUGGCUACCAAUGUACAGAUUUCUCCUCAUAACCUAGUGACCUUGGGGUAACACCACCACAUGUGCAUAAAGUGCCUUGGCCUCCACACAAGAGCCAACAGCUGUCUGAAGCGGAUCUAUCCAUAAAGAAACCCCCAAAAAACAGCAUUUGGACUGGUGUGAGGUACCACCGAAAAGGCAUUUUAUAUGAUUGCUCCUGGAGUGACACAAACACACAGGUUUUUUACAGCAAGCCUCCCAGAUCUCCUCUCAGUACCCUCCCUCCAGCUCCUCUCCCAGGUCGGCAUCCAAUUGUUCCACAUAUGUAAGUCUUUUCCAUUUACUGUAAGUUAUCCCUGUGUGGUUUCCUUCAAGUAAUUUAAAAAAAAAAGAAGGUUAAGCUGGUGGUGGGGACUUGCUUCACAGUGGCUUGUUGUGCAAAAUCUGUGAUUUGUAAAUGUAAAAAAUACUCAGCCGGAGUCAAGUUUACAUUUUGUUGGAGUUCAGAAAAACUGUCAAGCGAUUGAUUAUUAUACAAAUGUAAGUAUCUCAGCCCUCAUGCCUGGUAGGAUGGCUUUAUUUCGUAGCAUGAGGGUAUUUGUAACCCCCCCCGUGUCACAGAUUUGAAGAGAAUUUGUGUGGUGCGAAGCAGCAACAUUUGUGGCCUUGGAACGCAAAUUUAAAACUGGGAAUCUUCACCCAUGAAGAAAGACUCACAGGACUCACAAAUAUUUCUAACUAGGCCUGUAGACAGUUUAGUAAUUAGACGCCAGGUGCUAUCACGCUGGCACGUGUAAACAAAUACGAUUUUUAAAAAAGUGGCUUUAGAAGUAUUAAAACUAAACGUUGACCAUUUGACCACAGCUCUCUUAUCCCUAUCAUGUGAAUGAACCUUGUAUUCUUUAAAAUACCGUAUAGAUUCAGAAGUAAAAGAUGUCAAUUCGCAACAUAGCUUACUCUGUCCAAAUAUUCUAGGAAUUCGGAACUGAUUGCCAAGCAAGGAUAUGCUGAUGGAUACAACGGGUAUCGCCUACAUUUGAUACUAUUUUGGCAAAGCAAAACAUGAAUGGAUUUAUUCAUUGACAGCAACAAAGGAAGUUGUAUAAAGAAUAAUCACGCAUGUCAUUUUUAGUUAAGAAAGAUUUUUGUUUUACAUUACCGGCUAUGUAACUUCAUAUAGGAUUAAUGCAUUGCUCUACAAGCUAAGUUAUUUAAACUACAUUAGCACAGCUAGGGAUAGAAUAAAUCUCUAUGGGCAAUAUGCAGCUUGCCAGCGCCAUCUGCUGAUCACUAAGAUUAUCAAUCAUACAUAGAAUGAAGACAUGGGGGAAGAAGGGCUAAUUUUGAUAACAAAGGAUUUAGAUACCAAAUAAUUUAGAAGGGUAUUUCAGUCUUUCACAAUUCCCCAUUUCAUGAAUAAUCCCUUCAAAUUGUACAAAGAAAAGAGGGAGAGCAGGAAAACAGGAUUAAGAUAGAAUAUCCUAAGGAGUGGGGUUCCCUACUGGUAACAGGAACCGAAAUAGGGUACAUGCAAGAACAUAAAGUGUAACCUCUUCGUUGGUAUUAAAACUUAACUUUUAAUAGGAUAAUGAAUAAAUGAGGUGAAAAACACCACCAAGCAGACGUGUAUUUAAAUUAAGUGUACAAAUAAAAACAACACUUGUCUGAGACUAACAGCAAGAUAACCAGCAUAGUUUGGGGAUUGUUAUCUAAACUGUGCGUCAGUUUCAAAUAAUAUCUGGGAAAGAGAAUGCCCACUAUUUACUGAUAAGAAAAAAGUCUCAACAGGGUUGGGUCAGCACAUGUCUGAGACUAACAACAAGUAGAAGCACAAUCAGGUAUGUGGAUUACUGUCUAAACUGUGCGUCGAGACUACGGUUAAAGACAAUGUAAAGAGAGCGAUAUGUCCUUUAGUAAGUUUAAAGGGAAGUCUCAGCAAGGUGAAAAUACGUGUAUAAUGGAUCUCUAACAGGAGCCCGUAAUGCUCGUCUGAUAGUGUCUAAGGAGUGCAGUAUAUGCACAGUGGUUAAUGCUAGUCGAAUAGCAUCUAAGGGGUGCAAUAUAUGCACAGUAGAAUCAUCUGAUGAAUAUGUGGUAAAGGUAUAACGCAAUGAAUAUACAGGAUUACAGGACACUAUAGGGAGAAGGGGAGGAAUCUAUAAGGCUACUAAUAAGGUGAAUAAAAGAGAGGUUAAUAGCUGGAAUAGCUAUGGUGUGAUCCAUAAGAUAAGGUGUCUUCGAUCAACUGUGCCUUCGAGGGCACCCCUUAAGAAAAUGCCUGAUUUGCCCACUAACAAUGGGUAAAAAAACCUUCCCUCCAAAACCCUGCAGGAGUGCGCGGGAAUAGAGAUCCAACCUAGGUGUCCACGCAAAUCUUAGCAGUGUGGCUAAUAGCCUUCCCAGGUAUAAGUCACAAUAAAAGAACCGCUGCUCCCAGCCUAGCUGCUCUAAUAGUAGCGGCGUCUGGUAACAAAGCUAGGUGCAGGAAGUUAGACAAUCAAAGAACUCGCUCCUAACUAAACCGCUGAUGUUGUAGCGGCGACUGGUAUCUAAGCUAGGAGCGAGUUCUUUGAUUGUCUAACUUCCUGCACCCAGCUUCGUUACCAGACGCCGCUUCUAUUAGAGCAGCUAGGCUGGGAGCAGCGGUUCUUUUAUUAUAAGACUUAUACCUGGGAAGGCUAUUAGCCACACCACUAAGAUUUGUAUGGACACCUAGGUUGGAUCUCUAUUCCAGCGCACUCCUACAGGGUUUUGGAGGGAGGUUUUUCACCCCUUGUUAGUGGGCAAACCAGGCAUUUUCUUAAGGGGUGCCCACAUUGAUAGGGCACCUUAUCUUAGGACUCACACCAUAGCUAUUUCAGCUAUUUACCUCUCGUUUUUUUUGCCUUAUUGGUAGCCUUAUAGAUUCCUCCCCUUCUCCCUAUAGCGUCCUGUAAUCCUGUAUAUUCAUUGCGUUAUACUUUUACCACAUAUUCAUCAGAUGAAUCUACUGUGCAUAUCUUGCUCCGCUUAGAUGCUAUUCGACUAGCAUUAACCACUGUGCAUAUACUGUACUCCUUAGACGCUAUCAGACGAGCAUUACGGGCUCCUGUUAGAGAUCCAUUAUACACGUAUUUUCACCUUGCUGAGACUGCCCUUUACACUUACUACAGGACAUAUCGCUCUCUUUACAUUGUCUUUAACCGUAGUCUCGACGCACAGUUUAGACAGUAAUCCACAUACCUGAUUGUGUUUCUACUUGUUGUUAGUCUCAGACAUGUGCUGACCCAACCCUGUUGAGACUUUUUUCUUACCAGAAAAUAGUGGGCAUUCUCUUUCCCAGAUAUUAUUUGAAACCGUAGCGACGCACAGUUUAGAUAACAAUCCCCAAACUAUGCUGGUUAUCUUGCUGUUAGUCUCAGACAAGUGUUGUUUUUAUUUGUACACUUAAUUUAAAUAUACGUCUGCUUGGUGGUGUUUUUCACCUCAUUUAUUCAUUAUCCUAUUAAAAGUUAAGUUUUAAUACCAACGAAGAGGUUACACUUUAUGUACCCUAUUUCGUUUCCCGUUACCAGUAGGGAACCCCACUCCUUAGGAUAUUCUAUUUUAAUCCUGUUUCUCCUGCGCUCCCUCUUUUCUGUGUGCAUUAUUAGUGAAUUUUCUUCCUAGGGGUUAACACCCACUAAGGAGAAAAGUUAUUUGGUACAUUCUCUCCUUUUGACUAACCCUUCAAAUUGUAUUUAGUUUGGUGCACACUUGCUAUCUCAGUGUUUUAAUCGGGAAUGGUUAAUAAAUAACUGAUACUUUAGGCUAAGGUAGAUUUCAGUCAAGCUUAGGCAACAACAUUAUACAGUACUACGCCUGUCCUGCUAACCACCAACACGAUGCACACAUAUUUGUUUUUGAAGAAGGAUGGAUCAGGCAACCAUAAGUGUGCAUCACAAUAUAAACCCAAGUGUCCCUACUUAUGAGGGGCAGUCCCUAUUUUGUGCCCAAAUCACUCUGUCCCUCUUUUCUAUCCAAUUGUCCCUCUUUUCUAGGAGCUCAAUAUUGUUGGUGUGUCUGACUGUGUAUCACAGAGCUCCACAGCAAUAAUACUCAAAAUAAUGUGUCUUUAAACUAUAAUAAAUGUGUUUAGAAAUCAUUCAGUGUAAAGAAGAUACAUUGUUCUUGUUCUAAAUUACAUUUCAGUUGGAUAGUUAUUAGUAAGUUACCAAAUAUUUCUCAGAACUGUCCCCCCACCCCUCUAAAAUUUAAAUGUCCCAUUUAAAAUGAUGUAGUUGUGGAACAUGGUUAGCAUUUUUUAUUUUGGAUAAAUAUUUUACAAUAAAUCUGAAAAUAAUGGACAAUAACAAAUAAUAAUAAUAAAAAAUAAAAAAAUAAAAAAAACAACCUUCUCCAUUAUAAGCUAUAUUGUAUCUUCCAUUUCUUUAUUUAAUGGGACUAGUAAGAUAAAGUAUUAAACACUGGAGUCACGCUGCAGCUGGGUGUGCAUGUCUCCAUUACACUAGGCGUGUCUGGUGUUUAGAACGCAGAGGAUACAUUGUAACAAGCAAAGCGUUCUCGGUUGCUAAGGCUGUGGAUUGCGUCAGAUCCAGUCUGUAGGAGAACCACUUCCGGUUUCCAGCUGUGGAUUCCUAUUGUCUGUGAGUUGGUGAUAACUCUCUCAUUAACCCUCCAAUGACCAGUCCAGGCACCCUUUACCCUUCAAUGCCAGCUUUCACAUUACAUAAUUAGUGCAUGUUAUCAGUUGCUAUAGAAACCCCUUCUUAGUACCCCAGCUACCCACACCUUGUUUCAGCAACACACUUGAUUAACCUCCAUAUUUCCAGUUGAUCAGGUUAAUGGGCUGCACAUGACUUGUGCUGUCCUACUGUAUGUAGAAUUUAUAUGUUGUAUUUAGUAUUACUAUGCUGUAUGUAGAAUGCAUAUGCUGUAUUUAAUAUUACUAUGCUGUAUGUAGAAUUUAUAUACUGUAUUUAGUAUUACUAUACUGUACGUAGAAUUCAUAUGCUGUAUGUAGCAUUGACAUGCUGCAGGAUUCCUGUCUUCAUUUCCUACAUGCACUCUUUUUGAAUUAAACAUACAACAGGGCAGCACCUUUCCUGUGUUGCUCAUCAAAAUGUGCAAGUGAGAUGUAUCCGGGAAUAUCGCUAACAAUGUGGAAGCAAUGAAUUCUGAACUCUCUGUAACCCAUCCCUAAUAUUUAAACUUAUGUCAAACUCUUUAUAAACUUGCACAAUCAAAGCGCUACCUGUUUUAUAAAUUAAAUAUGUAUUUGAGGGGCGCUUUAUAUCACAUUGUUUCUCACAACUUAUUAAUCCAGAUCUAUUUAUAUUCCUAUUAUUUUUAGUUUCUUGCGUCAAUAAUAUAAACUGUAGCGCUGAUACACAUAACCGUUGGCACUUCAGCAGUUGUGAAUUACAUUUUCUUUUGUCUGGCUCAGAAUCAUGGGAAAUGUAGUCAGCAGUUGCACUGCAAAAGGUUGCCAUCACACGUAUCUGUGAUGGGAAGCGUGCAUGCUACUGUUUGACAGCAACUAAUUGUUUCACUGUUUGAUAUUUGUAAUGUAGGAUCCUCCUGCAUCAUGGCAGAACCUUUGGACCUCUCCCCACCAGACAUCCCAGAACCAAGCUUUUUGGAGAUGCUACUCCGCUAUGGCCUUUUUUGUGGAGCCAUUUUCCAGCUGAUCUGCAUAUUGGCCAUUAUCUUUCCAGGAAGCAAAACACAGGAUGUGGUAAGACAUGAAUUGGGUAUUUUAUCCUUUAUGGGAUUACGUUAGUCUGAGUCAGACAUAAAACCGCAUUUUUUUUUUUUUUUUAUGCAAUAUGUGAGACUAUAUUCUACUUCAGUAAUUCUAUAAAAUAACAUAGGGGCUUUUAAUUCCUUUUCUUUCAGGCCUAUGUACACUGAGAGCGAGCACCUGCCAUGCAGUGUUUAGCUAAUGUAUUCAAUGCCUGAUUAAGGAUAAGGUACUUGUUUGUUUUACCACAAACAUUGCAUUAUGUUCUCCAGGAUAGAUUUAAGUGCAGUGGUAAUGGUUUGAUAGUCUUGUGUGCUAAUCUAAAGUGCAGUUACACAGCCUACAGAGAUCACAACAGACAAUGGCAAUGGUCUGUGAGAAGACCGGGGAAUUCAUGUGAACUAUGAAGACAUUUCAUUUUGUCAGUGUCCUAAUUUAUUACCAUUUAUCAUUUCAGUUUUAUAUUUUGUUCCCUAUUUUGUAUGCAGUAGGAUAUUGUAUUCAGAUUCAUUAUUGAUCCAUCUGAGGCAGUUAUGAAACCACACCUUGAUCUAAUCCUCAAAUGAGUCAUUUGGCAUCACACAGAGAGAUGAAGAUAUAAAGUUCAUAUAUUCUGUAUAAAAGCUGUUCAUGUCUUUUUCCAGAAUACUAUAUGUGGUGUGACGGAAAUGUAGCCAAUAAAACCAGGGAUGUAAAAUGUUAUAUUAAGCUGUUCUAGAGUUAAAGGGAUACUAUAGUCAACAGAGCAACUACAGCUUAUUGUAUUUGUUAUUGCGAGUAUAAUCAGUGCCUGUAGGCUUUUUGUUAUAAACACUGUCUUUUUAGAGAAAAGACAGUGUUUACAUUACAGUUUAGGAACAUCUCUUAUGGCCACUUCCCAGACAGCCAGUAGAGGUGCUUCCUGGUCAUUGCUGCACAAUGUGCAGCACUGACGUUCAGUGUCUCCACGCUCUUCAUGGAGGCGCUGACCGUUCCCCACAGAGAUGCACUGAUUCAGUGCAUCUCUAUGAAGAGAUUAUGCUUGGCCAGGGUGGCGUACCCACGCGGUGCUGGAGAUAAGGUGAGUUUUGACCAUAUUUCAGGGAUAGCAGGGUGGACAGGGUAGCUAAAUAGUGUUGCUAACACUGUAGGGUCAGGAAUACACAUUUCUGUUCCUGACUGUAUAGUGUUCCUUUAAGUACCUGGGAUUAUUUGGUAAAUCACCUCUGUUGGCGUAGGAAAAUUAAUCUCAAAUAAUGGUCAACUUUGACUCAAUGCAUUCAAUGUCAAAUGCAGAGAUAUGGCAUAGUCUACAGUGUUUCAAAAAUAUUGAGGGAAAUGACAUCUACCAAAAAUAUGGAAUCCACUCGUCAAGGUGCAGGAUUCAGGCAAACACUGAUAUUUGGGCACAAUUACUAACACAAUUACGACCAACUUCCAACAACAAUUUUAGGUCCAUCACAGAAACCUGAUGACUAGAUUCUGAUAUUCCCCACUCAGAGACCCACCAUGCAGAGGUGUUUCAGCUCCUAGUUUGACGUUAAGAUUUAAUUUACUUGCCAAACAUUUAAACUUUUUUUUAUAUCUAUAUGUGCUACUACUCAGAUUUCCAUUGGGUGGGAAGUAAAUUUGUUGGUCUACUUUAUUAAAAAAUCACCUCGUAUUUCAUCUACCAAAUAUGCAGAAAUGGCAUAAACUACUCAAAAUGUCCAUCAGUCUCUAAAUUGCUCCGUAAUCAGCUACCUUCUAAUGUAGUUUUCUAACAUUUUCCAGUGUUAUGCGAUGAUUUGUGAUUUAUACAGAAUUGUGUGUACUACAUACUUAUAUUAAUGUCAAUAACCUAUUGAAUGUCUCUGAAAACACCCGUAAACAAUGAUUUAGCCAACACUUUACUUAGUCUACCUCAAUACAAAAAGAAAGCAGCCCGAUCCUCCUUUUCCUACAGAGCGCCUCAAUUAUGGAACGACCUUCCGCACACUUUCAAAUCUUCCCCAGGCCUAAAAUAAUUUAAGAGAUCCCUCUCUACAUAUCUCAAAACAGAAUGCACCGGUCAUGGUUCAUUUUAUAUUUCCUACCUGUUCUAUGUUAAAUUUGGUAUAUGUUGUGUAUUAAUAUUGUUUUUGUAUUUUAUUGUAUGCAAUGAUUUGUGGACCCAGGACAUACUUGAAAAUGAGAGAAAUCUCAAUGUAUCCUUCCUGGUAAAAUAUUUCAUAACUAAAUAAAUAUAAUAGAAAAUAUCAGGACUCUGAAUUUCCCCUUGCCCAAAAACCAUUUACAUGUGGGAAUUUAGGCCUGGUAGUGUGCUAUGAUUUGCCACCCCAACAGCCUGUCAAGGUCAUUAGUGCUGUUUGCAAGCAGAGAGUUUUUCUAACAAUAGCCCCACAGCUGAUGGAGUAGUGUUAAACUAUGGGAUUGAGCAGCUGCAUGCUUGUAGAAUAGGUAAGAAGAAACUUUUAAGAAUCACCCCUACUACUGUUUAAAACUCCACACAGAGUGUGAAAAUCUUUGUGGUGUUUCUGGCAGUCAUGGUGUAGGGGGUAGUUCAAAGGCUACAGCAAAUAGCCUGCGUGUUUCCGAGGCAGGCUGACAUUGGUAGAGAGAUCAAGAGUAAGUUCCUCUCUUUUCCGAUUCAAACACAUGGAUUGCAGGUGUAUCUCAGCCAAAUUGCAAACCCAUAGCUAAAAGGUUAUUCUCUUUUCUUACUUUGUCUAUGCUGCUAGGUUAUCGAUGGGAAGCAUGUGACAAUUCGAUAGGGUUUAUCUUCUAAUGGGUGAAUCAUUUGGGGGCAUUAUCUAGAGUUCACAUUGCAGAAUGAAGUUAGAUGUGGUGAGUAACACUUAAGCCUGGCUAGUAGAAUGGUUCUGAAAUUCCCAACCUUACUUUGUAUAAUCACUUUCCUUAGCAAUUAUAAACCUGUGUCUGUUAGUAAUUCUUCCAUGAAUCAAAGACUAGGGCUGGCAGGCCCAGGUGCCAAGAAGUGUCAGUACAUUUGGAAUAAUGUACAGACCAGACUCAGAAAUUAGAUGAAUUUUAAUUCGUUAAAAUGAUUUGUCCACUCUACUGGGUAAACUACUGUCAGAGACUAAUUAUAUUAAGUGAUAAUUCCUUUUACCUUCCAGGACACUGA